Molecule: messenger RNA, 711 nt
Organism: Acytostelium subglobosum LB1
Lineage: Eukaryota; Evosea; Eumycetozoa; Acytosteliales; Acytosteliaceae
Exons: 1
Coding region: 1-711 (236 amino acids)
Source: RefSeq, a predicted model, not a curated record
AUGCGAGUGCUCAAUGAGACGAUGACAUCACUCGAAUCUCUGAUCAUCAUCAUACAUGAUUUUGAAGCCGAUCACUAUUUUGAUCAAUUCAAUGAACUAUUCGGUCACUUCACCAUGCUCAAGGAGUUCACAUUGGUGAUUCGUGGCGGAUUCUCUCAGAAACAGUUCUUGGACGACCUCCUGGAUAAAGACAACAAGAUAACAAUCAAUGCGCCAUCAAUCAAAUUCAUCUUUCAAGAUGGACUUGACAACCGCAAAUAUCUCGUCAAGGUCAUUGGCAAAAUCAUACAACGCUUCCAUGGAACACUUCAAACUCUAUCGUUCAACAAUCUGUCAUUGUCCAUACUAUCCAAGGGCAUCGAUCAAUCAUUAAUUAUCUCUCUAAACAAUGAUGAUUUUGAUGAUAAUGAUGAUGAUGGUAAUGAUGUUAAGAAGAAGAAGAAGAAGAAGAAUGAGUGUCAAUCAAUCAAUAUUAGACGAGAUGAAUUGAAAGACUCCAAGAUAUUGUCAGUUGCCAUCACAACUUUACUUGGACAAUGCGAAGUUAAAACAUACGAUGAUAGUAUCAGGACAUUCCAUCCAGUGAUCAAGCACACUCUGUCAAAGUUCCCGCCAAACAACCCAGACGACUACGAUGCUGAUCGACUUGGUAGACAUUUGGAACAAAGAUGGAGUUUCUUCAAGUCACAGAGCGAGUCGUCCCUAGAGUGA